This is a messenger RNA of Ectocarpus sp. CCAP 1310/34, 1204 nucleotides long. NCBI's taxonomy places the organism in Eukaryota, Phaeophyceae, Ectocarpales, Ectocarpaceae. The record is from the annotation of a GenBank genome assembly.
AUGCUUGAGGACACCGUGCUGUUCAACGACACGAUCGGGUAUAACAUCGCGUACGGCGACCUGUGCGCCGGGACGGAGGAGGUGGAGGAGGCCGCGAGAAAGGCGCAGCUCGACUCUUCCAUCGCCAGCAUGCCGCAGCGCGUGGCAAUCGCGCGCGCCAUGCUCAAGAACGCCCCCAUCCUCCUCUGUGAUGAGCCUACCUCGUCUCUCGACACCAAGACGGAGACGGAAAUCAUGGGCCACCUCAAGACUCUGGGCCGCAACCGCACGAGCAUCAUCAUCGCGCACCGGCUUUCGACCGUGAAGGACGCGGACAAGAUCAUCGUGCUGGACCACGGGAAGGUGGUGGAGGAGGGGAACCACGCCGAGGCGCAGCGCGCUUGGGCUGCGGAGGAGUCGACCGUUGAAGACCAAGAUGGUAGCAGCGGUAGUAUUGACAACGAAAGCGGCGGGGGCGAUAGGUCAAGCCCGCCAUAGAGUAUUGUUUUUGGCCCACACAGGCAGUGUUGCAUUUUUUUUUUUUGUGCGGGAUGAAUAGCACUCGUGACGGCGCGGCAGCAGCAGCAGCAGCAGCAGCAGCAGCAGCAGCGUACCUUAUUUGUUUUGGUCUUGUGGGGAGGAAGACGACUAGGGUUAGGUUUAGGGUUAGUAGUUUUGCUCAUGCGAUACCGUUGUGUUCCGUCGGGGAGGGGGGGGCGGGCACGCGAGCCCCCCAGCGCGGAUAUCGGUAAGAGCUACAGGGUUUGGAAACGGGCGUACGAUGCAACUGCGCCUUUCCUGUAGAAUCGAGCGCCAUCGCAGCCGAUGUUGAUCGUUUGUCGUCGAGCUGGGCCGUGGCGGCUGCAAGUCGGGGGGCUCGUGGGCUGAAGCAAACCUCCCCGAUGCCCAUAUUGUGUUUAUGAUGCGGGAGUGGUUGGUAUCCCUUGUAGUGUCCCGACCUUUUCUGGUAGCCACUCGCACGAGCGAUUCCGCUGCUCGUGCAGGACAUUUGUUGUUGUUGUUUCUCACAUUAGCUCUGGACAUGUGGCUAAGCGUUUACCUAGGUUUCUAUGCAUAUCACGGCGUUUCACGUUGACCUAACGCCUACAUGCUAAAUAGUACUGGCAGGUUGUUCGGUGUUUUUAUUUCAGUUUGGGGACGCAGUACGGAAACAGAAGAAAGGAAGAGAAAAACACGCCGUAUUCAUCAGCAUCGUUAUAUUCCC